This is a messenger RNA of Colossoma macropomum (tambaqui), 812 nucleotides long. It is a transcript of the gene nopchap1, whose product is annotated as chromosome unknown C12orf45 homolog. The transcript has 4 exons. Gene Ontology annotation, biological process: box C/D snoRNP assembly. NCBI's taxonomy places the organism in Eukaryota, Metazoa, Chordata, Actinopteri, Characiformes, Serrasalmidae. Bases 74 to 514 code for a protein of 146 amino acids. Gene Ontology annotation, molecular function: box C/D methylation guide snoRNP complex binding. The record is from RefSeq and is a predicted model, not a curated record.
AACGGAAGCUGUUCUGGCACGGAUAAACACACCACACAUGCUGCAGCGGUCGAGCUGAAGUUGGAGCGAGAAGAUGGAGCAAAAGAAGAAUAACGACACCAAAAGCACCUCCCGGGAUCUGCUGCUGUGCGGUAACGGAAAAGGAAUCCAUGAAAAGCUCUUAUUGAAACCUAAAGCUGCUGAUUCACUGCACACUGAAAAGGUCCCCCGAAGUAGCGUCCUCGACAGGCUCCAGAGUUUCCUACCUCAGAUGGCCCUGGCCAAUGAGGCUUUAAAGCAGCAGAUGGAGGCGGCUCCUGCAGGUCAAUUUGACAUUGAGAGCGUAGCGGAUGCAGAGAAAGUCAUUGAGAUGGACGUUGCUCUGGUGGAGCUGGAGGGUUCAGACAGCAGCGAGGAAGAAGAGGAAUCAUCUGAGGACAGUAGCUCAGAUGAAGAGACUGUGGAAAAUCUCAAACUACCCGGCGAUAAAAAGAGAAAGGCCAACAUCCAAGUGCUAGAAAGAGAAGGAGAAUGAGAGAAUACGGCUUCUACACCACUGAACCACAGACUGGGAACUUCUCUCUUUAGAUGAGAGACGCUUUGUGCUGAUGCGGCCUUAAUUCUCACAUUCUCAUAUUCACCACUCGCACAGAGCAUCUGACGGUGACCCUGCUAAGACAGCAGUUCUUGUUUGAGCUAAUGUAAAUAUUAACCUGAAACUGAGGGUAAUUGUUAUUCAUGUGGACUCAUGUUUGCUCAGUUUGAUGUACUGACGCAUUUCACAUAGCAUGGUAAAUGCAGUGUGUUGCUGUUCUAUGGAGAUUUUGUAUGUG